GCAGCAUUCUCAGCUGAAAACGGAUGUGUCCGCUGUAACAGGCCCAUGUCUGAAAACCCAGACAGACGGUCACAUUUCACCACAAAGUCAGCUUCACUCGAGUACGUCGGCUAAAGUCGAGACAGUGAUCCUCUGUGUUAUUUCUUUAUCCGCAGCAGAGGCAGAGCAAGAUGGAGUGUGAGUGGAAGCCAGACGAGCAAGGACUUCAACAGAUUUUACAGCUGCUCAAAGAGUCUCAGUCGCCAGAUACGUCCACACAGAGAUCCGUCCAGCAAAGACUUGAGCAGCUCAACCAGUAUCCAGACUUUAACAACUAUUUGAUAUUUGUUUUGACAAAGUUAAAAUCAGAAGAUGAACCAACACGGUCCCUGAGUGGGCUGAUACUGAAGAACAAUGUGAAAGCCCACUAUCAGAACUUCCCUAAUGGCGUGUCUGAUUUCAUCAAGAGCGAGUGCCUCCAAAACAUCGGAGACUCUUCGCCCCUCAUCCGGGCCACUGUGGGUAUCCUCAUCACCACCAUCGCCUCCAAGGGAGAGCUCCAAAACUGGCCGGAGCUUCUGCCUAAACUCUGCCUGCUGUUGGAUUCUGAGGACUACAACACAUGUGAGGGAGCGUUUGGAGCCCUGCAGAAGAUCUGCGAGGACUCUGCUGAGAUCCUGGACAGUGACAUUCUGGAUCGUCCCCUCAACAUCAUGAUCCCCAAGUUCCUGCAGUUUUUUAAGCACAACAGUCCCAAGAUUAGGUCUCAUGCCAUCGCCUGUGUUAAUCAGUUCAUCAUCAGCAGGACUCAGGCUCUCAUGCUGCACAUCGACCCUUUCAUCGAGAAUCUGUUUGCACUGGCGACAGAUGAGGAACCAGAAGUGAGGAAAAAUGUGUGCAGAGCUCUAGUCAUGUUGCUGGAAGUUCGCCUGGAUCGUCUCCUGCCACAUAUGCAUAACAUCAUAGAGUACAUGCUGCAGAGGACUCAGGACCAAGAUGAAAAUGUAGCCUUGGAAGCCUGUGAGUUCUGGCUUACUCUGGCGGAGCAGCCUGUGUGUAAGGAAGUGCUGUGUGGACACCUCUCCCAGCUCACUCCAGUGCUUGUCAAUGGGAUGAAGUACUCUGAGAUUGACAUAAUCCUGCUCAAGGGAGACAUUGAAGAAGAUGAGGCCAUUCCAGACAACGAGCAAGACAUCAGACCGCGCUUCCAUCGCUCCCGCACAGUUGCCCAGCAGCAUGAGGGCGAUGGGAUCGAGGACGACGAAGAUGAGGAUGAUGAACUGGAUGAUGACGAUGACACUAUCUCUGAUUGGAACCUGCGUAAGUGUUCAGCUGCUGCGUUGGACGUGUUGGCCAACGUGUUCAGGGAUGAUCUGCUGCUGCACAUUCUGCCGCUACUCAAAGAGCUGCUCUUCCAUCCUGAGUGGGUAGUUAAAGAGUCUGGCAUCCUCGUGCUUGGGGCUAUAGCUGAAGGCUGUAUGCAGGGUAUGAUCCCAUACCUGCCUGAGCUCAUUCCCCAUCUCGUCCAGUGUUUGUCUGACAAGAAGGCCCUGGUGCGUUCCAUCACCUGCUGGACACUCAGCCGCUACGCCCACUGGGUUGUCAGCCAGCCCCCAGAUACUUACCUGAAGCCUCUAAUGACGGAGCUGCUCAAACGUAUUCUGGACAGCAACAAGCGUGUGCAGGAGGCUGCUUGCAGUGCCUUUGCCACUUUGGAGGAGGAGGCAUGUACAGAGCUGGUACCCUACCUGGCAUUUAUCCUGGACACACUGGUGUUCGCAUUCAGCAAGUACCAGCACAAAAAUCUGCUCAUUCUUUACGACGCCAUUGGAACACUUGCAGACUCAGUGGGACAUCAUCUCAAUAAACCGGAAUACAUCCAGAUGUUGAUGCCUCCACUGAUCCAGAAAUGGAACCAGCUAAAAGAUGAAGACAAAGAUCUCUUCCCUUUAUUAGAAUGUCUGUCGUCUGUAGCUACUGCCCUGCAGAGCGGUUUUCUGCCAUACUGUGAGCCUGUGUACCAGCGCUGCGUUAACCUGGUCCAGAAGACCCUUGCUCAAGCCAUGCUUUAUCAGUCACAGCCAGACCAGUAUGAGGCCCCUGACAAAGACUUCAUGAUCGUAGCUUUGGAUCUUCUCAGUGGACUGGCUGAAGGAUUAGGAGGCACCAUUGAGGAGCUGGUGGCCCGCAGCAACAUCCUCACCCUCAUGUACCAGUGCAUGCAGGACAAAAUGCCAGAAGUGCGUCAGAGUUCUUUUGCUCUGCUGGGGGAUUUAACCAAGGCUUGUUUCCAACACGUCAAACCAUGCAUCGCUGAUUUUAUGCCCAUACUGGGUACUAAUUUAAACCCAGAAUUAAUAUCAGUGUGCAACAAUGCUACAUGGGCAAUUGGAGAGAUAUCUAUACAAAUGGGGUCUGAAAUGCAGCCGUAUGUUGCCAUGGUGCUGCACCAGCUGGUGGAGAUCAUUAACAGGCCCAAUACUCCAAAGACUCUUCUGGAAAACACAGCAAUAACAAUUGGUCGUCUUGGUUACGUUUGUCCUCAAGAGGUGGCACCCAUGCUACAGCAGUUUAUAAGACCCUGGUGCACUUCUCUACGAAAUAUAAGAGACAAUGAGGAGAAAGACUCUGCGUUCAGAGGAAUUUGCACUAUGAUCAGUGUAAAUCCAGGAGGUGUAGUGCAGGAUUUUAUAUUCUUCUGUGACGCAGUGGCCUCCUGGGUAAAUCCAAAGGACGAUCUCAGAGACAUGUUCUACAAGAUCCUUCACGGCUUUAAGAACCAGGUGGGAGAGGACAACUGGAGUCGCUUCUCAGAUCAGUUCCCCAUGCCACUGAAGGAGCGGCUGGCAACCUUUUACGGGGUGUAACUGUUUCCACAGCAGUGUGCCUCAUCACUGGGGUCAUUCACUAUGGGAGACAAUAUAGGGAACCUCUUAUACCCAGGGAACAUGUUACCCUUUACUGGGGGGAAGGGUCUGCCUGCUGAGGGGAGGGAAGGGGUGCGGACCCCUCCCCGACCUGAAGGACGGGGAGGGUGGGAGGUGGUAGCUGCAGUGCUCAGUGCCCCCAUGCACAGGCAAGGGGGGAAAGGGACUGCCAGAACAACCUUAUCAUGGGAGGAAAAUUUAUGUUAUCACAUGUCAAUCAUAAAUAAUGAAACCGAUCACCUUUUUCUCUCCAUUUAAUCUCCAAACAUGUUUAUUUCUGUUACCUGAAAAUACUGAAAAAGAAAUGUAAGCAAAAACUUUUGCAAAACUCUGUAAAGCAUUUGCUCUUUAAUCUUGGUUAAAUGAAGAGUUGGCACAUUGAGAGGUGCAGAAUAUGGUCUUAGGAGCAAAUGUGCAUUUAUUAUCAUGUCAGCCAGGUAAAUGGCAUGCAGUAGGUAGUUCUCUAUACAACUGGAUUCUGCCACUAGAGUAGAAGACUGUUCUUAGUUAAGUUGAAGGUUAAUCAAGAGGUAUUUUCUCUACAUACAAGGGUAGCUUUAAGCUAAGGAAUAGCAGCUGAAAGCAGUAUAAUGAAUCCAACUCUGAGGAAUAUAGGUUUAAAAUGCUCCAUAUCAUCAAAAAUAAGUUAUCACCUAUAUAGUUUUCAGUUUUUCAGUUUUUCUAUUCUUUAUCAGGGCAAACGCUGUUAAUUAUGUCACUGGAGAGCACAAGAUUUUCUUUUAAGAGCAGCUUUUCUGGGAAUAGGUAGCAUGCUUGUAUCAUUGUGAAAAGCUGUGGAGCAUUAGUGGUGUGUGUUGCGUUUGACAGCUGUCAUUGCCCUGUGAUAAGGUUCUUCUUUGACCUUGUAAUUUAUCUAUUUACAGUACUUUUUGUUUUUGUUUUGUUUCCUCUACCUGAGAAUUACGGCAAACAGCUGUAAUGUAGCAUGACUGGGUUUACACACACACGAAUUUAGGAAACGUGUAAAAUCUUGGCUGUGAUGUAACGUCAGAGUGAAUCUCUCGGUUUGGUCUCGUGGCGUGAAUUUUGACACAUGGACAUUGAUCAGCAAGAUAGAAAAGCUUUAGAUGCUUACAAUCCUUUAUAUUGUCUGAGCCUCGUGAAGGAAUAAUGAAGGCGUAUAGGUGAUACCACAAUGACACGAAUCCCGUCUUAGUGAUUUUUGUGACUUUGGCUGUCAGAACCAUGCAGUCCAUCGAAUGAAUGUUAAAUAUGUUUCUCAAUGUACUGAAGUUUUUCUUCUUGGUUGUUUGGCUUCUUGUGCUAAAAAGCAUGAUCUUGAGGAUGACUGUGUAAUGUUUCGGGUGGUUGUGUUUUGUGGGGUACUUUCAUCUCUUGCAUGUUGGUGGCCCCUCACAGCCCAACACAUAGUGGGAAGGGGAUAACGGGAGGGAGGGGAGCUUCAAUUAAAGGUAAAAAGUACAUAGUAACCAUUUAUGUAUUGCAACACUGGGACUUUUUUCACAUAAAUCUUGCUGGAGUGUUCUCCCUAAAACUUUAACCCCAUAGCUGGAUGUAUAGUUUUUAAAAACUGUGAAACUACAACAUUGUCUCUGGUUGUUUUGCGCUGUUAUAUUUUAUAAAGUGUGUUUAAGUUACGGAUAGCCUAAAUGUAUUCCAUGAUGGGUUGAGAUAGGAAUUUCUCUUUUUAAUUUAGAUUUUUUAUGCCCUGCCAGUCAUUUAUCCUCUGCUGGCCAGAGUAAUAACUGCAGUAUUUUAACCCUUUUGCGAUGCACAUGACAUGCACUUAAACUUUAAAUGGCAAGUGCUUGAAAUUAAUAAUGUAGCCAAACCCUUUUGAAAUAGUGUUAAGACAUGAUUAAUUAAGUAUUGCUGCUAAAAAAAAAAAUGUAUUUACCUAAUGCAAUAAGUGUCUCGUUACAACGGGGUUACUAGAUUGUGAAAGUGCUUUAGUGUCUUAUAUAAACUCUCACAAUAUAAAAUAUAACUAAUCUCUUAGAUUUAACAUUAAUGAGGUGAAUACAGGAUAUAAUGCAUCAUGGAAUACAGAGGCAAAUGUAUGUGCCACAUCAUUUUGUGUUUUGAAGUGAUUUUGUCUGUCACAUUCCAGCUGUUUGGCAUGCAAAAAAAUGGAGUAAUCAUGGCUUGAUGGGGUGUGUGUGUGUGCACGGUCCUGUUAUUCUUUCAUUGAAAGAGUGUAGGUCUACAAAACACAUGCAAAACAAUCCCCAUUAUUACUGUGCUGUAUUUCUGACUUGACUGCUGCUAUACAUUGUAGUUGUGUUUCACUACUUGAAUACGUGUUUUCUAUGUGUUAACCUCAGGUUGUCUGUGUUCAGUGUUAUUUGUUAUCAUUUUCCCCAAUGUGUACGCCUUUAUGCAUCUCCUCUCAAAGAUUAGUAAAACUUUGCCCUUCAUGUUUAAAGUGGGUAAACGAUGGGUGUUAAUUGACAUUAAUGUUAUAGGUGUGCAACACUGCUAGCUGUCAAAUGUGAUUACAGUUGCAAGGCAAGGGGAGAAGAUUAAAAUGGUAACUGGCACAUACUCCAUGUACUUUUUGUCAAAAGUGAUUGUUAAAGGACUAUGGUAAAUAUUUAGUGUAAUGUGUACACAAUGCCUUGAGAGCAAAUACUUUGAGGUUUUGUUGGUGUUUUGCAAUAGAUAUACAGUAUACUGUAUCUAAAGAAACAGGUAACGCCUCAUUUAAAAAGUAAAGAAAUAGGUUGACAACUCAUAAAGAUAAUGUUAUAAACAAUUUGCAAAUUUAAGUUUGACUUUCUAUGAAGCUUUACUGAAAAUUUGUAUUUUAUAAAGCACCCACCAAUAUUAAGGAAUGUCUAGUCGAAGAACUCAUGUAUUCUCAUUUAGCCUUCAAACUUGAUUAGACUAUUUGCCUUCAUCUUUUUUGCUAAUAAAAGCAAAAACAUCAUUUUGAUAGACAUGGUUUGAAUUUUUUUUUAAUAAGCUGCUGAAUUAAAAAAAAAAGAAGUAAUACUUUUGGGGCCACCAAAUAUUUUGGAUCAUGCAAAGAAUCUAUAUUGUACUGUAGUAAUUUUGUAAUAUUUGUAAGAUGAUAUAGUGGAUGUGACUGGUUACCAUUGCUUGAAUCUGUACAUUGUUCCAAUAAAUUGUUUACAUUA
Centropristis striata (black sea bass) is the source of this 6028-nucleotide messenger RNA. RefSeq names its product transportin 1 (gene tnpo1). Gene Ontology annotation, molecular function: small GTPase binding; nuclear import signal receptor activity. Gene Ontology annotation, biological process: protein import into nucleus. Bases 171 to 2846 code for a protein of 891 amino acids. NCBI's taxonomy places the organism in Eukaryota, Metazoa, Chordata, Actinopteri, Perciformes, Serranidae. The transcript has 25 exons. The record is from RefSeq and is a predicted model, not a curated record. Gene Ontology annotation, cellular component: nucleus; cytoplasm.